Messenger RNA from Trichoderma virens Gv29-8, 4644 nucleotides. RefSeq lists its product as uncharacterized. Lineage: Eukaryota; Fungi; Ascomycota; Sordariomycetes; Hypocreales; Hypocreaceae. Gene Ontology annotation, biological process: transmembrane transport. Gene Ontology annotation, molecular function: ATP binding; ATP hydrolysis activity; ABC-type transporter activity. The transcript has 4 exons. Bases 1 to 4644 code for a protein of 1547 amino acids. Gene Ontology annotation, cellular component: membrane. The record is from RefSeq and is a predicted model, not a curated record.
AUGGAUCCGUACGACGAGCAAAAGGUGCUGCUGCACACCGGCUCGUUCACCGGCUACCGGCCCUUGCAAGAGCUGGGAAGCCACUAUCUCGCCGCGUCCGCCUCUUGUAAGCGCUUCUGUGGCAAUGAAGAGGGCUGGGGCCCGCUGAGUCCGUUCCGGUUCGACUUCACGCCGUGCUUCGUCGAUGUGUGGAUUGCCUCUGUUUCCGUCUAUGGCAUCGUCCUUGGCUCGGUUGCCAUCUGGUGGCUUCUGAGGAAGAAGCAAGAGCUCACGACAGCCAAGAACGCGCACUUUUGGAUUAAACAGACCUUGCUGGCUGCCAUCAUCGCCAAUGCUGCCGUUCAGUUUGCAUUUCAAAUCGUCAACUAUGGAAGCACCUGGUACGGUGAUUUCCGCGCCUGGACCACUGUUCUUCUCAUCCUGUCCUUAUUUGUCAUCUUCACGAUCCAAUGGUUGGAGCAUUCACGCUUGAGAAAUGCCAAUGGGGUGGUUCUGUUUUACUGGCUACUUCUGCUCAUCUCAUUUGCGGUGAAGCAGCGCUCGCUGAUUUCCCAGCAGCUCUAUGCCAAGAACCUUCCCUACUUUAUCACCUACACCGUCGGCGUUGGUCUUAGCGUGGUUGAGUUUUUGGUCGAGUGGCUCUGGCCUCGCUCAACCCCUAGCAGCUAUGAAACCAUUCUGGAGGAAGAGGAGUGCCCUGAAGAAUACGCCACCAUCUUCUCCAAGCUCACUUUCGCUUGGAUGACGCCAAUGAUGAAACGCGGGUACAACAUUUUCUUGACUGAGAAUGACCUCUGGGGCUUGACUCGGGCAGACCAAACCAAGAACACUGGAGAAGCUCUCGAGGAUUCGUGGAAACACGAGCUUAAGCGACGCCCUAACUCGCCCUCGCUUUGGCUGGCCUUGUUCCGAGCCUACGGUGGCCCCUACAUCACUGCUGCUUUCUUCAAGGUUGGAAACGAUGUUGCGCAAUAUAUCCAACCUCAGCUUCUCCGCCUCCUCAUUUCAUUCGUCCGCUCUCACGAGAAACGAUUUGGAGAGGAGCCCCAGCCCGUCAUCCAGGGCGCUGCCAUUGCGCUCGCCAUGUUUGCCUGCGCUUCCUUCCAGACCACCAUGAUUCACCAGUACUUCCAACUGGCUUUCGUCACUGGAAUGCGAAUCAAGGGCGGUUUGGCUUCGACAAUUUACCGAAAAUCGCUGCGACUUUCCAACGAGGGACGAUCGUCCAAGACAACCGGUGACAUUGUCAACUACAUGGCCGUCGACGCCCAGCGUCUUCAAGAUCUUACCCAGUUCGCUCAGCAGGCCUGGUCUGCGCCGUUCCAAAUUACCAUCUGCAUGAUUUCCCUCUAUAACCUUGUUGGAUGGUCCAUGAUGGCCGGUAUCGUCGUCAUGAUCAUCAUGAUGCCCGUGCAAGGCUUUGUCGCUCGUAUGAUGAGAAACUUGCAGAAGGACCAGAUGAAGAACAAGGACGCCAGAAGUCGACUGAUCAAUGAAAUCAUCAACAACAUGAAGAGCAUCAAGCUUUAUGCUUGGGGCUCAGCAUUCAUGGCCAAGUUGAACUUUGUCCGAAACGAGCAAGAACUGAAGAACCUCCGAAGAAUUGGCGCCACUCAGGCCGUGGCCAACUUCACCUGGAAUACUGCGCCCUUCUUUGUCUCUUGUUCUACCUUUACCGUUUUUGUUCUCACCCAGGAUCGCCCUCUGACUACGGAAAUUGUUUUCCCUGCCCUGGCCCUCUUUAACCUUUUGACCUUCCCUCUGGCCGUGCUCCCCAUGGUCAUCACCUCCAUUGUUGAGGCCUCGGUUGCCGUUGGUCGUCUGACUUCGUUCCUCACUGCUGAGGAGCUGCAGCCGGAUGCUAUCACUAUUGGCCCAGCUCCUCAGGAGAUGGGCGAGGAGACCGUUAUCCUCCGAGAUGGCACCUUCUCUUGGGACCGACACGAGGAUAAGAACGCGCUGACAGAUGUCAACUUCACUGCUUACAAGGGAGAAUUGUCCUGCAUCGUUGGAAGAGUCGGAGCUGGCAAGUCAUCCUUCUUGCAAAGUAUUCUGGGUGGUCUCUGGAAGGUCAAGGGCUCUGCUGAGGUUCGCGGCACUGUUGCAUAUGCUUCUCAGCAAUGCUGGAUCCUCAACGCUACCGUGAAAGAAAACAUUGUGUUCGGAUAUAAAUGGGACGCCGACUUCUACGAAAAGACAAUCAAGGCUUGUGCUCUCAUCGAUGACUUCGCUCAGCUUCCCGACGGCGAUGAGACCGUCGUUGGUGAGCGAGGUAUUUCUCUUAGCGGUGGCCAAAAGGCUCGUGUUUCGCUGGCUCGUGCUGUCUAUGCCAGAGCCGACAUCUAUCUUCUUGACGAUGUUUUGUCAGCCGUCGAUUCUCACGUUGGCCGACACAUUAUUGAAAACGUCCUUGGCCCUCGUGGAUUGCUCUCCACCAAGACUCGUAUCCUCGCCACAAACGCCAUUUCUGUCCUGAAGCAAGCUAGUUACAUCAGCCUCCUCAAGGAUGGAGAAAUUGUCGAGAAGGGCACCUAUGAGCAGCUUGUCGCUAGAAAGGGACUUGUUGCCGAUCUCUUGAGAACCGCAGGGCAUGACUCUACAAACCCCUCCAGCAGCAGCUCUUCCGGAGAAUCUAGUGAAACCUCCACCGUUAUCGAGCCUCUCAGCAGUCAAGACAAGGAAGAGCUGGAAGAAGCACAGGAGCAAGUGCCAGAGAUGGCGCCCAUCAAGAUUGGAUCUUCUGUAGCUGACAAGCCAAGAUCAAGCAGCAUGGCGACUCUGCGACGUGCCAGUACCGCCAGUUUCAAGGGUCCUCGAGGCAAGCUUACAGAUGAAGAAGUCGCAAGCUCCUCCAAGACGAAGCAAGCCAAGGAGCACGUUGAGCAGGGCAAAGUCAAGUGGUCAGUAUACGCCGAGUAUGCCAAGGAGAACAACCUUUAUGCUGUGGCCAUUUACCUCAUUGCGCUGCUCGCUGCUCAGACGGCCAACAUUGGUGGUUCCUUCUGGCUGAAGGAAUGGGCCGACCAGAACCAGAGCAUCGGUGCCAACGACCAUAUUGGAAAAUUCAUUGGCAUCUAUUUCGCUUUUGGUAUCGGUUCUUCACUCCUGACUGUGCUUCAAACACUCAUCCUGUGGAUCUUCUGUUCCAUCGAAGCCUCUCGCAAGCUUCACGAGCGUAUGGCCAAUGCUAUUUUCAGGUCUCCCAUGUCUUUCUUCGACACCACCCCGGCUGGCCGAAUCCUGAACCGAUUCUCUAGCGACAUUUAUCGUGUCGAUGAGGUGUUGGCUCGCACGUUCAAUAUGCUUUUUGUCAACGUUGCCAAGUCAGGCUUCACCCUCGGCAUCAUCUCCUUGUCCACACCCCCUUUCAUCGCUCUCAUUCUUCCCAUCGCGCUGGCAUACUACUGGAUUCAGCGCUACUACCUCCGCACAUCUCGUGAGCUGAAGCGUCUGGACAGUGUCAGCCGCAGUCCCAUCUAUGCUCACUUCCAGGAAUCGCUUGGAGGCGUCGCCACUAUUCGCGCCUACCGUCAACAGGAGAGAUUCCAGCUUGAAAACGAGUGGAGAGUCGAUGCCAACCUUCGCGCCUAUUUCCCUUCCAUUAGCGCAAACCGCUGGCUUGCCGUCCGACUUGAGUUUAUUGGAGCUCUCGUCAUCCUUUCGGCUGCCGGCUUUGUCGUCAUGGCCAUUGCCAGACACGUUCCUAUUAGCUCUGGCAUUGUUGGUCUGGCCAUGUCCUAUGCUCUGCAAAUCACGACCUCUCUCAACUGGAUUGUCCGCCAAACAGUUGAGGUCGAGACCAACAUUGUGUCUGUCGAGCGAGUGCUUGAAUACGCGCGACUGCCUAGCGAAGCUCCUGAGAUCAUUCCCAGCAGGCGACCUCCCGUUGCCUGGCCCGCCAAGGGUGAGGUCGAUUUCAAGAACUACAGCACUCGUUACCGCGAGGGCUUAGACCUGGUCUUGAAGAACAUCAACCUCGACAUCAAGACUCACGAGAAGAUUGGUGUCGUUGGCCGAACUGGUGCUGGCAAGUCCUCGCUGACUCUGGCCCUGUUCCGACUGAUUGAGCCCGUCACUGGCCAAAUCGACAUUGACAACCUCAACACCUCUUCAAUUGGUCUACUGGAUCUUCGACGUCGUCUUGCUAUUAUUCCACAAGACGCGGCGCUUUUCGAGGGCACCGUUCGAGACAACCUUGACCCGGGCCAUGUACACGACGAUAGCGAGCUUUGGAGCGUGUUAGAUCAUGCUCGUCUGAAGGAUCACGUAGCCAGCUUGGACGGCGGCCUUGAGGCCAAGAUCAACGAAGGAGGCUCAAACCUCUCUCAAGGUCAACGACAGCUCGUCUCUCUCGCCCGUGCCAUGCUCACCCCAUCCAACAUCCUCGUCCUGGACGAGGCCACAGCAGCCGUGGAUAUCGAGACCGACGCCAUGCUCCAAGCCACGCUGCGCUCCCCGCUAUUCUCCAACCGCACCAUCAUUACCGUCGCGCACAGACUAAACACCAUUCUAGACAGCGACCGUGUCGUCGUGCUGGACAAGGGUGAGGUCGUGGAGUUUGAUACACCGAGUGAACUGUACAAGAAGCAGGGUAUCUUCUUCAAUCUUAUGAAACAGGCGGGUCUCGAGAUUGAAUCUUCUUGA